UGAUAAGUCAUUCGUGUUAUCGCUUGAAUAAUAUGGAAUUAAACCUUCUACAGUAUAUGUUUUGUGGUCUUACCUGUUUUUUGUGCGUGUUGUGUCAGUUUUGUGUUUGAGCACAACACAUAAGUGGUUAUACGAUUUGGUAGUAGUUUAUUAUUUCAAAAAUUAUCACUUGAAAAUUCCCUUGUAAUUCGUGUCGACUGACCAGAGUCCGCGAAUUAUUACGGUUGGUAUUAGAAUUUUGUGAAAAUGACUGAACAACAUAGAUUUGGAAAUAAUCCGAUUACGUGCCAUGCUUGGAAUGCGGAUAAAACUCAUGUUGCAUUGUCUCCCAACAACAAUGAGGUCCACAUCUAUCAGCGCAAUGGGGCAGAUUGGAAACAGGUGGACACACUGAACCAACAUGAUUUGCGAGUUAUGGGAAUUGACUGGGCCCCAAAGACGAAUCGUAUUGUGACCUCCAGUGCAGAUCGAAAUGCGUAUGUUUGGUCUCAAGACAAGGAUGGGAAGUGGAAGCCAACCCUAGUGCUGUUGAGAAUCAACCGCGCGGCUACUUGCGUGAAGUGGUCGCCAGAGGAGAAUAAGUUUGCUGCUGGCUCAGGAGCACGGCUUAUUUCCAUUUGUUACUUUGAGAAGGAGAAUGAUUGGUGGGUGUCAAAACACAUUAAGAAACCAAUCCGGUCUACCAUCACCUGCCUAGACUGGCACCCAAACAAUUGCCUGCUAGCAGCCGGUUCUUCGGACUUUAAGGUGCGCAUCUUCUCAUCGUACAUCAAGGACAUCGAAGACGUCCCCAAGGCGACCCAGUGGGGGGCGAAGAUGCCCCUGGGCCAGCUCAUGACUGAAUUUGUGAACCAGAACGCACCUGUCGGAUGGGUCCAUGACGUCAGCUUCUCGCCGGACGGCAACAAGAUAUGUUGGGUGUCUCAUGAUUCCUCCAUCAAUGUGGCCGAUGCUACAAAAGGAAAUGGAGUAUACAGAUUGCGUACGGAAUUUCUGCCGUUCCUAAGCUGCACAUGGGUUACAAACAACAGCAUUGUAGCUGCUGGACAUAGCUGUAUCCCUGUCCUCUACACAUUAGAUAAAGAUGGGCAGAUGAAUUUCUUAGCUAAACUAGACACGUCGGCGAAGAAAGAAAGUGGAGGAUUAUCUGCAAUGAAAAUGUUCCAUUCGCUAGAUAAACAAGCCAGGAUCGAAAUAUCAGAUACAAAUUUGGAUUCAAUUCAUCAGAACCAAAUUACCUGUUUGCGUAUCUAUGAAGGCACUAAGGAGAAGGCUACCAAGAUAUCCAGCUCGGGAGCUGAUGGAUUACUUGUUAUUUGGAACUUAAAUGCUUCAUCUUUAUCUCUUGAGAACCUGAAAAUUUAGCAAUGUUAAUUUCCAAAAAAUGCUGAUGAUUUUUUAUGCUCGUGAUUAAACGAUUAUCUUUUAAAAAUUUUAUUAUACGGAUUGGACAAAACAUGUAAUAGAAUUUUAUUUGUAUUUUUAAAUAAAGUGUCCGUUUGAUUCA
Molecule: messenger RNA, 1507 nt
Organism: Acanthoscelides obtectus
Lineage: Eukaryota; Metazoa; Arthropoda; Insecta; Coleoptera; Chrysomelidae
Source: the annotation of a GenBank genome assembly